Rhea pennata is the source of this 11285-nucleotide messenger RNA. It is a transcript of the gene LRP5, whose product is annotated as LDL receptor related protein 5. The record is from RefSeq and is a predicted model, not a curated record. Gene Ontology annotation, biological process: canonical Wnt signaling pathway; osteoblast development; positive regulation of transcription by RNA polymerase II. NCBI's taxonomy places the organism in Eukaryota, Metazoa, Chordata, Aves, Rheiformes, Rheidae. Gene Ontology annotation, molecular function: coreceptor activity; Wnt-protein binding; Wnt receptor activity.
CCCGAGCAUGGAGCCUGCCUGAGACACUCCGCGGGCUCCGGCAGCUGCUGCUGCGGCACAACAUGGAGGCGGCGGCGCCGCUGCUGCUGCUGCUGCUGCGGCUCUUGGCUGCCUCGGUGCUUCGGCGCGAGUCGGGCUCGGUCGGGGCAUCUCCCUUUCUGCUUUUUGCCAACCGUCGGGAUGUUCGACUCGUGGAUGCUGGAGGCACAAAGCUGGAGUCCACUGUGGUGGUCAGUGGUUUAGAAGAUGCUGCUGCGGUUGACUUCCAGUAUUCACAAGGCAUCGUUUUCUGGACAGAUGUGAGUGAAGAAGCCAUCAAGCAAACUUACAUUAACCAAACUGGGAAUGUGGUACAGAAUGUCAUCAUUUCUGGUCUGGUUUCCCCGGAUGGCCUGGCAUGUGAUUGGAUUGGGAAAAAGCUUUACUGGACGGAUUCAGAAACCAAUAGGAUAGAAGUAGCUAAUCUCAAUGGAACAUCUAGAAAAGUCCUCUUCUGGCAAGACCUUGAUCAGCCCAGGGCAAUAGCUUUGGAUCCUGCUCAUGGAUACAUGUAUUGGACUGACUGGGGUGAAACCCCCAGAAUAGAACGAGCAGGAAUGGACAGCAGCACUCGAAAAAUAAUUGUUGAUUCAGAUAUUUAUUGGCCAAAUGGACUCACAAUAGAUCUUGAUGAGCAGAAACUUUACUGGGCUGAUGCAAAACUGAGUUUCAUUCAUAGAGCAAAUUUGGAUGGUUCCUUUAGGCAAAAAGUUGUUGAAGGUAGUCUUACUCAUCCAUUUGCACUGACGUUGUCUGGAGACACUUUGUAUUGGACAGACUGGCAGACACGCUCCAUUCAUGCAUGUAACAAAAGGACGGGAGAGAAAAGGAGAGAAAUACUGAGUGCCCUAUAUUCACCAAUGGACAUCCAAGUCUUGAGUCCAGAUCGACAGCCAUACUUUCAUACCCCAUGCGAAGAAAACAAUGGUGGUUGCUCUCAUCUGUGCCUGCUGUCUCCAAGAGACCCCUUCUACAGUUGCGCCUGUCCCACGGGUGUGCAGCUAGAAGAUGACGGCAGGACUUGCAAAUCAGGUGCUGAAGAAGUCUUGCUACUUGCUAGAAGGACUGACUUGAGAAGGAUCUCCCUGGAUAUGCCAGAUUUCACUGACAUUAUUCUGCAGAUAGACAAUAUCAGACAUGCGAUUGCCAUAGACUAUGAUCCUGUGGAAGGCUACAUCUACUGGACUGAUGAUGAUGUCCGGGCAAUUCGUCGGGCCUACCUUGAUGGCUCUGGAGCACAGACUUUGGUAACCACAGAAAUCAACCAUCCAGAUGGUAUUGCUGUGGACUGGGUGGCACGGAAUCUGUACUGGACUGACACAGGAACAGACCGCAUUGAAGUGACCCGCUUGAAUGGAACAUCAAGAAAGAUCCUUAUCUCAGAAAACCUAGAUGAGCCUCGAGCAAUAGUGCUCAAUCCUGUAAUGGGCUACAUGUAUUGGACAGACUGGGGUGAAAGUCCAAAGAUAGAAUGUGCUUACCUGGAUGGCUCAGAGAGGAGAGUUCUGGUGAAUACGUCUCUGGGUUGGCCUAAUGGCUUGGCAUUGGAUCUUGAGGAAGACAAACUUUACUGGGGAGAUGCAAAAACAGAUAAAAUUGAGGUCAUAAAUGUUGAUGGAACAAUGAGAAAAACCCUACUAGAAGAUAAGCUUCCACAUAUAUUUGGGUUCACGCUGCUAGGAGAUUACAUCUACUGGACUGAUUGGCAAAGACGAAGCAUUGAAAGGGUGCACAAGAUAAGGGCUAGCAGAGACAUCAUUAUCGAUCAACUGCCAGACUUAAUGGGCCUUAAAGCAACAAGUGUUACCAAGGCAUUUGGAACUAAUCCAUGUGCGGAGAAUAAUGGAGGCUGCAGCCAUCUGUGUUUCUUUACACCCCAGGAGACCAGGUGUGCUUGUCCCAUUGGCCUUGAGCUGUUGAGUGACAUGAAGACUUGCAUCAUUCCUGAAGCCUUCUUAGUUUUUACCAGCAGAGCAGCGAUUCAUAGGAUUUCCCUUGAAACCAAUAAUAAUGAUGUUGCUAUUCCCCUUACUGGCGUCAAGGAGGCAUCUGCUCUGGAUUUUGAUGUGUCUGAUAACAGAAUCUAUUGGACUGAUGUUAGUUUGAAGACCAUAAGCCGAGCUUUCAUGAAUGGGAGCUCUGUUGAGCAUGUGAUUGAGUUUGGACUAGAUUAUCCUGAGGGGAUGGCUGUGGACUGGAUGGGAAAGAACCUGUACUGGGCAGAUACUGGAACUAAUCGAAUUGAAGUGGCCCGCCUGGAUGGACAGUUCAGGCAGGUUCUCGUGUGGAAGGAUUUGGACAACCCAAGAUCUUUAGCUCUUGACCCUACCAAAGGGUACAUGUACUGGACAGAAUGGGGAGGUAAACCUAGGAUUGUGCGGGCAUAUAUGGAUGGAACAAACAGCAUCACUUUGGUGGAUAAAGUGGGUCGUGCCAAUGAUCUCACCAUCGAUUAUGCAGACCAAAGGCUGUAUUGGACUGACUUAGAUACAAGCAUGAUUGAGUCGUCAAAUAUGCUAGGACAAGAAAGAGAAAUCAUAGCAGAUGAUCUACCUCAUCCAUUUGGAUUAACCCAAUACAGCGACUAUAUCUACUGGACGGACUGGAAUCUUCACAGUAUUGAAAGAGCAGACAAGACCAAUGGGAAGAACAGGACACUUAUUCAGGGCCAUCUGGAUUUCGUAAUGGAUAUAUUGGUCUUUCAUUCUUCACGCCAGGAUGGCUUGAACGAUUGUGUGCAAAACAAUGGCCACUGCGGCCACUUGUGCCUUGCCAUACCGAAUGGAUUUAGGUGCGGCUGUGCUGCUCAUUACACCUUGGAUCCCAACAGCAGGAACUGUAGCUCCCCUACCAGCUUCCUGUUGUUUAGCCAGAAGUCUGCAAUCAGUCGGAUGAUACCAGAUGACCAGCAAAGUCCAGAUAUCAUCCUGCCUAUGCAUGGUCUAAGAAAUGUCAAGGCUAUAGAUUAUGAUCCCUUAGAUAAAUUGAUCUAUUGGGUGGAUGGACGUCAGAAUAUUAUAAAAAGAGCCAAAGAUGACGGUACUCAGCCUUUCACUGUCAUGAGUACUCCAAACCAAAGCCAGAAUCCAGAGAAGCAGCCACACGACCUCAGCAUCGAUAUAUACAGCCACACUUUGUACUGGACCUGCGAGGCCACAAACUCGGUUAACGUGCACAGGCUGAACGGCGAGUCAAUUGGAAUGGUGUUGCGAGGGGAUCAUGACAAGCCCAGAGCCAUUGUAGUGAACGCGGAGCGAGGGUACAUGUACUUUACCAACAUGCAGGAGCGAGCUCCCAAGAUUGAGCGUGCUGCCCUUGAUGGCACAGAGAGAGAAGUGCUCUUUACAACUGGGUUGAUCCGGCCAGUAGCACUGGUGAUUGACAACAAGCUUGGGAAGCUUUUCUGGGUGGAUGCAGAUCUGAAGCGCAUCGAAAGCUGUGACUUAUCAGGUGCUAACCGUGUGACCUUGGAGGACUCCAACAUCCUUCAGCCAAUGGGACUGACUGUGCUAGGUAAUCACUUGUACUGGAUUGAUCGUCAGCAGCAGAUGAUUGAAAGGGUGGAGAAAACCAAUGGGUACAAAAGGACUAGAAUUCAAGGCCGAAUUGCUCACCUAACAGGCAUUCAUGCAGUGGAAGAGCUCGAUAUGGAGGAAUUCUCUGCGCAUCCAUGUUCUCGUGACAAUGGUGGGUGUUCACACAUCUGCAUUGCGAAAGGGGAUGGGACUCCGAGAUGUUCAUGCCCAGAGCACCUUGUGCUUCUACAGAAUCUCUUAACGUGCGGAGAACCCCCAACUUGUUCUCCAGACCAAUUUACCUGUGCAACUGGAGAGAUUGACUGCAUUCCAAUGGCAUGGCGGUGUGAUGGAUUUCCAGAGUGUGAUGAUCAGAGUGAUGAAGAUAGCUGCCCUAUAUGUUCUGCAUCCCAGUUCCAGUGUGAGAAAGGACAGUGUAUCGAUGCUCACUUGCGGUGUAAUGGAGAAAUUGACUGCCAAGACAAAUCUGAUGAAGCAGACUGUGAUACAAUCUGUCUGCCCAAUCAGUUCCGAUGUGCCAGUGGCCAGUGCAUCCUCCUGAAGCAACAGUGUGACUCCUUUCCAGAUUGCAUUGAUGGUUCGGAUGAGCUCAUGUGUGAAAAAACAAAGCCAGCCUCAGAUGAGCCACAGCCACACAGUAGUGCCAUUGGGCCUGUCAUUGGUAUAAUACUGUCCCUUUUUGUCAUGGGAGGAAUGUAUUUUGUUUGCCAGCGAGUAGUGUGUCAGCGCUAUGCCGGGCCCAACAGUCCUUUUCCACAUGAGUAUGUCAGUGGCACCCCUCACGUCCCUCUUAAUUUUAUUGCUCCAGGAAGUUCUCAGCAUGGCACUUUUACUGGUAAGGAUGGCAUCUCUUGUGGGAAGUCUAUGAUUAGCUCCAUGAGUCUCAUGGGAGGAAGCAGCGGUGCCCCCUUAUAUGACAGAAACCAUGUUACUGGAGCCUCUUCUAGUAGCUCAUCCAGCACAAAAGCCACUUUCUACCCACAGAUCUUGAAUCCACCUCCUUCCCCAGCGACUGAUCGCUCCCUGUAUAACACAGAGAUGUUCUAUUCCUCAAACAUUCCUUCAACCACGAGAUCUUACAGACCAUACCUUAUACGAGGGAUAGCUCCACCCACAACCCCAUGCAGCACAGAUGUGUGUGACAGUGACUACACUACUAGUCGAUGGAAAGCCAACAAAUACUACAUUGAUUUAAAUUCAGACUCAGACCCUUAUCCCCCUCCCCCAACACCUCGCAGCCAGUACAUGUCGGCAGAAGAAAGCUGUCCCCCAUCUCCUGCCACGGAACGAAGCUAUUUUCACCUCUAUCCCCCUCCACCCUCUCCUUGUACAGACUCCUCAUGACCUCAACAGAAGGAACUUUCCUGUAAAUAUUUUUAAAUAUGAACAGAUUUAAAAUAUAUAUUUUAUGAUUUAAAAAUAAUUAGGGGUGGGAAUUUUAAAAAGAAAUGUGAAUAAAAAUGUGUGGGAGCGAUGGGGCUGUGAAAAAUUGUACAGAGGAAGAAUAUUUAUAAAAUUGAUUUUUUUAAUUUAAUUUCCAUUCUUUUGUGCCAUAUUUGCUGUUUUGAAUUGAAAUCAUGAAAGUGACUUAAUCUCCAAAGCAUUUGGGAAGGGAAUGUUGAGCCUUUUUGCAUUUUUAAGUCACCUUUUUACUUGUAAAGUGUAUGUAGUUCUUUUUAUUAAUGUGAGAAAAGAAGGGGCUUGUGGGAGGAGCAAGCUAAAGAAAGGCUAAGAUUAUUCACAGAGGAAAAAAACACUUUUAAAUAAAAAUUAUUUGUUCCUGUGUCUCAUCCCCUCUCCACCACUGGGAGCAAAACAUGCAAAGAAAACUCUCCUCGGACACUCUUGUUUGCAAGUAAGCUAAAUGCUUCCCAGCAGAGCUGUGCACUGAGACCUGGAUUUUGAACCUCUCCCUCCAUUUGCUCAGCAUCAAACUGGAAGAGUUUCUUUUGGCCAUGCUUUCCAGUUUAACCAGGCCCGCAGGCAUCACACCUUAGCUCAUGCCAGUACAGCUCCUUAUGUGGUCAGUUCUGGAACUGAUUCAGGCUAAAAAGGUAACUACAGGGGCUUAUCUUAUCUCUGCUCAAUUCCCCAGGCUAAGUCUGUGCAAGGCUGCAGAAGCGGCUGUACUGACCUGGAGGUGUGAGCAUGGGGCAAGUUUAAAGUGGUAUUUCAGCUGAAAGAAAUACAUGAGAAACUACAGCUUUGGUCAGACUCACCAUUUUGAUGUGAUGAAACCAGGCUCCUGCAGCCUCUCUAGCAGCUGUUUCCCUGAGAGGCUUCGGUGACCGUCUGGGAAGAUGCUGUUAGUCAGCUUUGUCUCAAAAGACAGUGGUAGGUCUUUUCCCCAGAAGUCUAGCAACUCACUCUGUCAGAUCUCCAAGAUGCUUCCUGUGUUGAACUGAUCAGUGAAUUGCUUCAUUUCAAAUGUCCACUUCCCAAAGUGGAAUGCUAUGAUCACUUUUAUUCAUUUAAAUGGGGGAAGUUGUUUGGUUUUUGGUUGAUGUUUAUAGAAAAUGGUAUCUGCAUAGCUCAAAAACAAAAUCUGUGCCAUUCAAACAAUUCAGCUGUGGUUUCAUGAAAAAUUACGAGAAAAUUAGUUCAGUUUAGAAAUAGGUAGAAAAAACACAGGGGAGAAAGGAAAGGAGACAAAAUACUUUCUAACUGUCCUAAAAAAAAAUGCUAUUUUACAAACUGCUGUAACAUCAGGACACCAUGAUCAGCAAAGUGCUCAUGCAACCUUACCGAAAAACCCCUUGUGCAUUGGGGGGGGGGGGGGCUAGGAUCGGUGUCUUUCACAAUCAAAAAGAGAAAUUUUUGCUUUGACUCCCCUCUUGCUAUAACAAAAGGGCUCAACUAUUGUAUAAAUUCAGCUCUGAUGAUGAUAAUGUGAAUGCCUAUUUGAGACAUCUGAGGGAAGUUCUGAAUAUGCAGAGCUGCACCUGUUCCUGCAGCUGCUGAAUAACAGAUGUGUUGGGCCUUUAACAGCCUUAAUAUUGCUGACAACAAUGAAAACUUUCUUUUUUGAACUUAAAUUGCAUUUGGUUUGGGUUUUUUUUUUUUUUUUUUUUUUUUUUAGCAAGUCUUUUGAGAGCACUUCAGAGGAAGCCUGCAAUUCCCAGCCAGAGGUCUUUGUUCCUGACGGUGGAGGGACUAGGACCACAGCGUUCUGAUCCAGUUUGGGUUUUCAGAUUUUAGUCCAGUUAUGCUUGUCCUGCCCUUGUUGUCCAAGGGCAGGAUGUGUCAUCACUGGUGUAUUACUAAAACUCUUGAAGUAGCUUUCAUUGCCUUCAUUUUUAAGGUUCAUUGAUUCACUUCUGAGACUGAGAUUCAGCACAGAGAUGCCUGCUGUUUUGCAUGGAGAAAAAUAUGGUAUUGGAGAAUACAGUACUGGAGUUUUAAGACUGGGUUAUCUUCCCCCAUCCUCUGUCAACAUAAGUAAUUCUGCAGCAUGCCAGGAGUGACAAGGUCCUAGUCUGUUAAUCUCGGAGUGACUUCGUAGAUGUCUGGAAAAGUGUUAAUGAUUUGGUGAAAUAGAAGAGCACUUUUCAUGUGAUUGUGUUUCAGUCAAACAAAUUAUGAAUACAGGUCCACAGGACUUUUUAGGUAUCACAUCUAUCAUAUAAAGAAAUGCUUGUUAUGCACUACAACAGUUGGUAGUCCAAUUUCACAUAUCAUAUUUAACUUUGUGCAUGAUACCUAUUCACCAAUUAUAAUGAAUUAAUUAUUUUAGUUGUUUCCUGUUACAGUUAUAGCUUAAAGAACAUGGCACAUUGAUUUUCCUUUGUUCCUAUGAUGACACUGGAUGCAAAGUACUUUUUUCUCUCUCCUUACCUUACCUGUUCUUACCACUGCUGAUUGUAACAAUCUUAACCACUUUACCUGAAGACUUGUAUCAUAUUACAAAGUUUGGAGUUGAGUCCAAGAAAAUUAGCAGUCUUACUGAGAGAUAAGCUGUCUUGAGGGUCAAGCUCUUUUGGACCUGAGGUGUUCAGAAUGUAGGAGACACUUCUGGUUGAACAGGAUGAAUUAAGUGUGCACAGUUUUUAAUUUCAUUUGGACAUUCAGAGCCUCUUGCUGCUGAUAUUUGCUGAGAAAUUACCUCAUCUGGAACACUUGUGGUUUGGUGAUCAGAAUCUAAGCCCUGCACCACUCCAUAAUACUGGCUUGGAACUGGUAGACUCAAUACGCUUUAAAAGGGUUACUCCACUGCUGGUGCCAGAAAAGACCACAUAUUUGAGUAAGAGGAGUCACUUUGCUCUCCAGAAAUAUACUCUGUGUUCCUAGAAAAGGGGUGGUUUGCAUCCUGUGAACUUUCAGGCUAAAACUUAGAAACUGGAUGCUAUUUUCUUGUAUAUCAGGAUGAGCAAGAGUUAAAAUAGAUUUACAAGUUGUGGCAGUUCCCUGUUGAAAAGGAAAUAAAAUGGAGAAAAGUUACGUUUUGGUGGGUCUUAUGCAUAGUUUUACUAGUGCAAAAGUGUGCUAUGAGAAAGCUGAUUGAAAUUUUAUACAAGUUCUUCCCUGAGAACCUGCAGGGGGAUGCAUGUAUUUGGAUCAUCUGUUUGAGCUUGUGAAUGCUUGCAUUGGUUUAUUCAAAUAUUUUCUGUGCUCAUUGUGAUUGUGUAUUAGCACUUGAAGCAGCUCAUAGCUGCUAAUAAUGGAAAAAGCAUAUGGCUGAUUCCAUGUUAAAUUUAAGGGACAGAUUUCUGAGCAGAGAGCAGCUUACCUGUCUUUCAGCUCAGUCAUGAAAGCAGCUACUCAGGUCCUCUUGUCUUUUGUGGACUUUGUCCUAACUGCAGGAUAGAGGUAGCAGCAGUGUGAAGCUGUAAGGAAAAUGGGUAGACUCGUAAGUCAGGAUCUUCAGGGGUGAAGUAUCCUUGAAUUCCAAGCAGAGACUUGUGUAAAUUACAGCUUUACUCUACUUGAGCUGGACUGGCCAACAGCCAUUGCACCCUGCAGUUUGCAAUGUCAGUAAUAAAUUUGUUCCACUACUGGAUGUUUCUGGGAAAACUUUGUUAGUAAUGUCUCUACCAUCUUGCUCUUUCAGCUUUCCUCCAUCUGGAGGGAUCUCUUAAGAGCAAUAAAGCAAAGAUUAGGCUAGAUUUAUAUAUAUGACAAGUUGUGAUGUUUUCUUUACAAUAGUGUCUUAGUACCUAAUGCCCCAGGUCUAAAAAUGAGACUGUGCCAUUACAGCCAGGUCCAAAGAAGUAGGCUGAAAUGAGUGGAAUCAUGUUUCUCCUUUAUGAAUAGUAGGUUUGAUUUUUUAAUAUACCUUGAUCUCUCUGGCUUGCAGAGGAUGCAAGUACUCCCCUGUGGUUCUAGUGUGGUCAGUCAGGCUUCACCUAAGCUGCGCAUCUUGCUUGUUUCAAGUGUAUUCAGGAGCAGAUCUUUUCUGACAUCAGUCACUUUGAUGGGGUAUACGUUGAGUCAGUCCAAAUGAGUAGCUGUGCUUAUAAUUGUACUACAAGUGAUCUCUAUUAAUGUCAGGAAACGAAAACAGAAGGCAAGCGUGUUCCCAAUAAUUAAUAACACACAAGACUGCCUGGCAUAGAGCCAUGAAUUAGAAAUAACAUUUUUGCUGUUACAGUGGUGAGGGAGAUUUUAUAAAUUUCCAUGUUUGGUCUGAGCCUUAGACAAGCCAAUGUCAAAGAUGGCAGUCAUCUACAGAUCAGUUAUUCAGUUGUUUUUAUGUUUAAAUGAAUUUUGAUGACAGUGCUUGCUAGAAGUUUGACUUGUCUGUAAACGACUCCCAAAGGCUGAGAGGUGCCUGCCGGUUCUGCUGCAGCUGUACCCUUACAUACAGCAACAAUUUUUUUUCAUCAUUGAAAAAAAACCCUUUCUUCAGCUAUUGUGAGCUUAGCUAACCAGCUUAAGGUAUUUACCACAUGCUAAAUGGAAUAUUAAUAUACAUCAGUAUUUUUAAUCCUGUUGUGUCUUCCAGCUCUACUUCCUGUGAACACUUUACUAAAGUUUUUGUACUUUAAAGGGUGGUUUUGUAAAGGGGGGGGGUAAAUUGUUUAUUUUAAGAUUGUACUACUCUGUGGGCCUUUUCACAUAAGAUCAUACUCCGUGGGGGUGCAAAGGUGAAAUCGGUAUUAAAUCGGUGGUAAGCUUGCUGAUAGGAAUGAUAGAAAUCAGCCUGACACAAAUGGCUUCCAUGUUUCACGAGAAACUCCCCCAAACUCCAAGCACUGGCAUGCUGAUGGCCUGCACCGCAUCCCCAGUCCAUGCACUGCAGUGUCCUGGCUGCUCCCAGAACAAGCCGCAGACCUGACCGUGGCAGACCUGGCGAGCUGGGCUUGCUUCCUCCAGCCAGCACAGGCUCAAGCUCUUGCUGGAUGGAAGAUCUCCAUGAUGAGACCUAAAUGGGGCAUUUCGUAUUGGCAAAAGAAGUGUGGAAAAGACUUCUAGAAUGAGUUACGAGGGAAGGAAAGCAAGGACAGCUGCACUAAGUGAUGGACUGAUUCACCUGCAUUCAUGUCCUUGAAAAGCAAGGACUCCUGCAGACGCACCUUUCUCCAAAUCAAGAACAACGCUACUCCUGCGCCAGCCCUCCCGCGCAUUGCUGGGGCAGCUGCUUCAUAAAGGGAAAGAGAUUCUGGUUUGAUUUGCACAGGGAUCCUGACAGAAGUGCAGUCUAUAAAUAAGUCCUGGCAUCUUUUGGUUGCAACUAAGAAUAUGAUAGGAGCAGUGCUUUUUGCUGUUGUACAUGAAAUUUGGAGGGCACUGGAAACAGAACUCUAAGCCAGAGUUUGCUUUCUUUCCUACUUUCUUUCUUACCUAAAUGUUUUGCAAUUGCUGCUAUUGUAAAUGUACAGGAAUAUACAAAGAUUACCAAGAAUUUUUAUGAUAAAAAAAUCCCACACAAUCUUACUUUAUAUUUAUAUGAAAUGUGUAUCCUGCAAACAGCCAAUUAUUACAGCUUUAUAUGUGUAUCAUUUUGUAGAAUUCAUUAUUACAAGAGGCAACCAAACCCAAUACGUAAGUGCCUUGGGUAUCCUAAAAGCUCAGCAUAUUGACUGGGGAAAAAAAGUAAAGCCUUAAAUCACAAGUGCCCGCAGAGUCAUUUGUUGAUUGAUAGUCUGUUGGCUUUAACAAAGCUUUGUCUCAUUGUUAGAAAUCUCGUCAUUUAAAAUAAAUACAUUCACGAGUCAUGGAACUAACUGAAAAGUGGUAAGUUCUGAAUUUUUUUAGAGCAUAUAUGUCUCAAGUUUGUAGUAUGUUGGAGUUUCUCUCAAAUGCAGUUAUGACUUUGAUUUAUAUAUCCGUAUCUACUUCAACAACAAUCUUGCUAUCCAGUAAAAAUGCAUUACGUUAAAAGUAAAUGCCAGCAGCUCAUGGUAUGUAUCUUGGGAUUAAAUUGACAUUAUUUUCCAAUUGUCACUACAGUAUUUCUCAUUAAAGCCAUAAAAUUUUUGUCUUGUUAUAGAAAGUCUUUUCCAAUUAUUUUUCAAAGUGUGGUUUUGUAGCAUAAAAAUGAAUCUUGCGAAAUUGUCUUACAAAAAAACUGUUUGAGGCUUUCAUUGCCAGUAAUGAAACCAUUUCAUUUUCAGGUCUGGAAACUGCAAUGUUUCUUUAAGUUAACAAAACCCAAAUGUUGUUUGAAGUAACUGUUGUUUUGUACAAAUAUCUGUAAAGUUAACAAACUCUGCAAUUGUACUGUAGAUUUUGUGGAAUUUUUUCUAUAAUAAAUAUUUUUGAAAGAUUUGA